Molecule: messenger RNA, 1217 nt
Organism: Adineta steineri
Lineage: Eukaryota; Metazoa; Rotifera; Eurotatoria; Adinetida; Adinetidae
Source: the annotation of a GenBank genome assembly
UUUUAGGUAAUACUUGUUAUAUGAAUGCCACUUUACAAUGUCUUAAAAGUGUACCCGAAUUACGUGAUGCUGUUAAACAAUUUCUUCCUGCUAAUCUUAGUCAUUCCGGUCAAAGUAAUCUGAUGAUUGAUGGAACACAAAUGGUAACAAAUGCAUUAAAAACAACUUAUCAACAAUUAGAUGUAACAAGUGAAGCAUUUAUGCCAUUGACAUUUCUUGCAACAAUUCACCGUGAAUUUCCACGUUUUGCUGAAAAAGAUGAUCAUGGACAUUUAAUGCAACAAGAUGCAAAUGAAUUUUGGGUACAACUUAUGCAAAUACUUCAAAUGAAUAUACCUGGAAAAAAAAUCAGUAAUGAAACAACAUCAAUGUCUAAUAUUGAUAAAAGUCUUAUUGAUCAAUAUUUUGGAAUAAGUGCACAAGCAAUAAUGAAAUGUACUGAAGCACCAGAAGAAACACCAACAGUAUCAGAAGAACGUUUACUUCAAAUGAGUUGUUUCAUUAAUCAAGAUGUCAAGUAUUUAGUUACCGGCUUAAAAAAUAGAUUGGAAGAGCAUAUAACAAAACAUUCAUCGACACUUAAUCGUGAUGCUGUUUUUACUAAAACUACUCAACUUUCACGUUUACCUGCUUAUUUGACAAUUCAAUUUGUACGAUUUUUUUAUAAAGAAAAAGAAAAAAUAAAUGCAAAAAUUCUUAAAGAUGUUCAAUAUUCAAUGGUACUUGAUAUUUUUGAUUUAUGUACACCGGAAUUACAAAAACGUCUUUUACCAAUUCGUGAAAAAAUAAAAAAAGCUGAAGACGCAAAACUUGAUCGUGAACGAGCUAAAAAACUUGGUGAAACAGUUGUUGAACCAAAAAAUUUAAGUAAAUUACCAACAUCAUUUCCCGAUGAUGCUGGUUCAAAUAAUAGUGGUUUUUAUCAAUUAAAUGCUGUUCUUACACAUAAAGGUCGAUCGAGUUCAAGUGGACAUUAUGUUGCAUGGGUUCGUCGUAAUCAAACUGAAUGGCUUAUGUUUGAUGAUGAAAAUGUGACACCAGUAACUGAAGAAGAUGUAUUGAAGUUAUCAGGUGGUGGUGAUUGGCAUACAGCUUAUUUACUUAUUUAUGGUCCAAGAACAAUUGAAUAUGAAGAAAAAGCCGAUGAAGGUGCAAGUGGUGAAUCAAAUGUUAGUGCUAUGGAUACAACAACAUCAGCAAACGGAGCAAGGACUUAA